This is a messenger RNA of Acomys russatus (golden spiny mouse), 1294 nucleotides long. RefSeq names its product vestigial like family member 4 (gene Vgll4). NCBI's taxonomy places the organism in Eukaryota, Metazoa, Chordata, Mammalia, Rodentia, Muridae. Gene Ontology annotation, molecular function: transcription coactivator binding. The coding region runs from base 340 to 1203 and encodes 287 amino acids. The record is from RefSeq and is a predicted model, not a curated record. Gene Ontology annotation, biological process: negative regulation of DNA-templated transcription. The transcript has 5 exons.
UUUUUUUUUUUUUACUGCUCUCUUUUUAAACCCCCAAGACAGGCUUUUGAAGACGUAUGAAAUUAUUUUUUAAAGCCGAAUAGAAGACACAAUCAGACACUGCCUUCCAAUAAGCCCUUGAUGGGUUUUGUUUGAGUCUGAUUUUUUUGUGUGUGUGAUCUUUUUUUUUUUUUUAAAAAAAAACCCUUUUCCAUACUUUGUUGUGAUCUUGUGAGGCUGGGCCUCUAUUUUCCUGAAGUUUUAGGAGAGCCUGGAGCUACUCAGCUAAGACUGAAGUUUGAAACUUUCUCUUGGGGGUGGAAGCAAAGAUCUGCUUUUCUUUGCUAGCCAGACAGAUAAAUGCUGUUUAUGAAGAUGGACCUGUUGAACUACCAGUACUUGGACAAGGUGAACAACAAUAUCGGCGUUCUGUGCUACGAAGGUGAAGCUUCUCUCAGGGGAGAAUCCAGAAUGCAGACCCUCCCGGUGGCCUCUGCUCUCAGCAGUCACCGCACAGGCCCGCCCCCCAUCAGCCCCAGCAAGAGGAAAUUCAGCAUGGAGCCCGGGGACAAGGAUCUGGACUGUGAAAACGAUCACGUCUCCAAGAUGAGCCGCAUCUUCAGCCCCCAUUUGAAUAAGACUGUCAAUGGAGACUGCCGCAGAGAUCCCCGGGAACGGAGCCGCAGUCCCAUUGAGCGAGCUGCAGCUCCUGCUGUAAGCUUGCAUGGGGGCCACCUGUAUGCAUCCCUCCCCAGUCUCAUGGAGCAACCUCUUGCAUUGACUAAGAACAGCAGUGACACGGGCAGGUCGGCUGUGGAGCGGCAGCAGAACCGGCCCUCUGUGAUCACCUGCGCAUCUGCAGGUGCCCGCAACUGCAACCUCUCUCACUGCCCCAUUGCACACAGUGGCUGUUCUGCACCUGGGUCUGCCAGCUACCGAAGACCACCCAGUGCAACUGCCACCUGUGACCCUGUGGUGGAAGAGCACUUCCGUCGGAGCCUGGGCAAGAACUACAAAGAACCAGAGCCAGCACCCAACUCGGUGUCCAUCACUGGCUCUGUGGACGACCACUUUGCCAAAGCACUAGGUGACACAUGGCUUCAGAUCAAAGCGGCCAAGGACAGCGCGUCCAGCAGCCCGGAGUCAGCCUCACGCCGGGGCCAGCCAGCCAGCCCCACUGCCCACAUGGUCAGCCAUAGUCACUCCCCCUCUGUGGUCUCCUGAAGGGGAUACCAUCCUCCGACCACACAGGGAUCUGCAUGGUUUGCCUGAGCUUUGAACAGUCAGUGCUUAAAAAACAAACAAAAAAAAAAAA